GCGGUCUGAUUCUAUCAUUGUAGUCGCGAUUUCCCUCUUUGUAUGAUGAGUUUCAUCUCGCAAUAUCAAGGACCAGGCAAUUAUGCAAGCGCAUCCUGUUGCGAUACCUGGCUCCAAUCGCGACACGACUCGUGAUGUCGCGUUCGACAGAUCGCGACGCGUCGUACAAAACAGGUUAGGUGAACGGGAGGCCGGUCAGACCUACUACGCAGACGGCACGCUUCGCAACAUCAUCUUCUCGAGUUCCUACAGCACGUACACGUCUCUCGACUCAAGGCGGCCAUGGAGAAUACGUUCGACCUCCCAGACUCCACGGACUGGAUCGCGACGUCACUCCCCACGUUCGAACCGCUAGAAGCAGCCUUGCGUUGCGAGAUGUGCAAGGAAUUCUAUUCGAAUCCUGUCAUCACGUCAUGCUCUCACACUUUCUGCUCGAUAUGCAUAAGACGGAGUAUAGCUGCGGACGGGAAAUGUCCCAGCUGCAGGACAGCGCUGUCGAGCGAUAAGCUGGCGCCAAACAUCGCCGUGCGCGAGGUCGUCAUGCGCUUCCAAGAGGCGCGGCCGAAGGCGCUUGAACUGGCGCGUAAAGACAAAGAGCAAGAGAAGGGGGGGAAUGUCAAUAUUAAGAGGAAGAUUGGGGACACGGACAUCGAGGAUGGCGAGGACGAGAGACAGACGAGGUUGCGGCAGACACGGCGCAGCCGGCGCAACGCGGGUUCGAGCGAUGCGCCGGUGGAGAUACCAGACAGCGCGACUGACGGUGACGACGAUUUCUUGCCAGAAGGCAUGGCCAAGUGCCCGAUCUGCAACGUGGCCAUGAAGCAGGAGCUAGUCUUCAAUCACCUAGACGUAUGCACCGGGCAGAGCGCGUCGCAGGGCCGCAGCACGCGCUCGAAAACCAAGACGUCGUUCCCUGCAGCUCUGCGAAGUCGCCAGAAAGACCCGUCGCCUGCGCCCACCCGCCAAUCACAGCUCAACUACGCCAUGAUGAAAGAAGGUGCAUUACGCAAGAAGCUGCAAGAACUCGGCAUUCCGAAUUGGGGGAGCAAAGACCUCAUGAAGCGCCGCCACAUCGAGUGGCUAAAUAUCUACAACUCCAACUGCGACGCCCACGACAGCGUGCGCAAGCCCAAAAGACAGCUUGUGAAAGAACUCGAAGAAUGGGAGAAUACACAGGGAGGGAGAGCAGACGCCAAGGAGAGCAGAUUUAUGCGCAAAGAUUUUGACGGUAGUGGAUAUGCGAAGGCCCACAAGACGGAUUUCGACGACUUGAUCGCGCGGGCGCGGAAGAAGCGUGCCGCGAAGGCGGAGGAGAAGGAGACGAAUGGGGUCGCAGUGGCCGCAGACCCUGAACCGAUCGACGAAGAGCAGCAGGACCGGCUGGAAGCACAGAGUCCGCCUACCCACGCAUCAGCGGUCGGAUCGACCGAGGAUACACGAAUUGCGACCCACACAAACGCAGACCUGCCUUCAGAACCAGCAGAAUCGACAGCCAAUGAAGCACCUGUCGGGCUACAAAAUCCGCUCAGAAGCCCAUCGCGCAAAGUACCGAUGUUCUCGCUUCCUAGAGAAGCGAUUCGUGACGUGGAUAUGUCGGCUGGGUAGUACCAUGGUUCUGUAUACGAAAAUGAUACCCAGUGCUGCGAGAUAUAUUGGCACCUUCUUGCCAACCCCAUGGGUGUUUGACCCCAUAACCACUAAUUACAGC
This is a messenger RNA of Boeremia exigua, 1708 nucleotides long. RefSeq lists its product as uncharacterized. Gene Ontology annotation, cellular component: nucleus; Rad6-Rad18 complex. The record is from RefSeq and is a predicted model, not a curated record. Bases 283 to 1605 code for a protein of 440 amino acids. Lineage: Eukaryota; Fungi; Ascomycota; Dothideomycetes; Pleosporales; Didymellaceae. Gene Ontology annotation, biological process: protein monoubiquitination; DNA damage tolerance. Gene Ontology annotation, molecular function: single-stranded DNA binding; ubiquitin protein ligase activity. The transcript has 2 exons.